Messenger RNA from Syngnathoides biaculeatus (alligator pipefish), 629 nucleotides. It is a transcript of the gene ly97.3, whose product is annotated as lymphocyte antigen 97, tandem duplicate 3. Lineage: Eukaryota; Metazoa; Chordata; Actinopteri; Syngnathiformes; Syngnathidae. The transcript has 4 exons. Bases 150 to 434 code for a protein of 94 amino acids. The record is from RefSeq and is a predicted model, not a curated record.
UGGAACACACGCAGGCGUGGACGGACAAAUCCGGCGGGGGACGCGCAAAUACGUCUGCCUAUAAAAAGAAGCGGCAAGUCGGCGAGGUCAUUGUUUUUACUGGCAGAGACCCACAAGUCUUCAAGGCUGAUGCUGUAGUGAACGUCACAAUGAAGUUGUUGCUGUUGGCUUUAAGCGUCGCGUUGUUAUUUGCUGCAGGUGAGGCCCUCAACUGCCAUCGCUGCGUUUCCAGAGUGGCCGGCGAGGACUGCGAGCUCACCACGGAGACGUGCCGACCCGACAAAAACGGCUGCGCCGUCGCCAAGUUCCUCCGCCCGCCAUACGGUUCCUACCAGAAGUGCAUGGCCGUGGAAGACUGCAUGCUGCUCAUGGACAACAGCUUCAUGCACAUCAAAUGUUGCGACCAUGACAUGUGCAAUGUUGCUUUUUCAUAAAAAAAAAAAAAAGAGAGAGAAGACUCUUUUCAUGGUUAAAAAAAAAAUAAAGAAAAUACAAAUGUAUAAAAAUCAACAAUCUCACCCGUUAUUUGAUUUGUGUUGAUUAGACAUACAUGCAUACAUACAUACAUAUAUAUGUCCAUAUGUAUGUACAUAUUGAGCAUGAUAAAAUUGUGAUAGAGCUUAUUUUCA